Molecule: messenger RNA, 1564 nt
Organism: Camelina sativa (false flax)
Lineage: Eukaryota; Viridiplantae; Streptophyta; Magnoliopsida; Brassicales; Brassicaceae
Source: RefSeq, a predicted model, not a curated record
AAAAAAAAAUUAGAUUUUUAUUUUUUAAUUUGAAUUGUUACAAAACAAGGAUUUGUAAUUAAAGUCCGAAUUGAUUUUGUAAAAGUCUAAUUUUUUUUUUUAUGGAAGAGCUAAAGCGAUUGGAGAAGUCUCAGAGUGUUGUAUCAGCCAUUACUUCUCACGGUUUGCUUUCUUCUUCUUCUUCUUCGUCCGAUUCAGCUUCUUCUUCUCGCUUCCUCUCCAAUCUCGUCCUUUUCCUGGUACAACCAUGCGACGAUCUCGAUAUAGAUUCGAAACUGGCUCUAGUCUCUGAAUUCCUACCUAAAAUCUCAGGACCUUUCCUAGAAGAGAUAUCCAAGUCACUUGAGCUUGACGAUGAAGCUGAACCAGUUAAAACAAGCUCAGAGUCCCAAAAGAGUAAUGUGAAGAGGAGUGUCAUGGACAAUGUUCAUCCUUGCACAUCAGAGAAACACCAAGAUGUUGUAGCAAUGGUUGGGCUAGAUGCAAUGAAACGAGCAAACUCUACACUUGAGGAUUUCUCCAGGUCUUAUUUCAUGUUCCAUCGGUUGGAUAUUAAUGAACCACAGUCAAUAUUCAGAUAUUUACCCGUGCUUUCAUUCACAGAGAGUUACAUAUAUCAGAUUGAUGCUCUUAAUGAGAAGAUAGUGAGUGAAUCAGCUUCAAUUGAUGGAUGGAAUGCUGAAUCACGAGUUUUGUUUGAAGCUGAUCCACUGAAGCCUCUUGAAGAUGUGCUUGAACGUGAGGGUCUUUUGACACAAAGAAUACAACAAGAGUUCAAGUUAGGUGAAGAAUAUUGGGGGUUAGAAAGAAAGCUUUGUCAUGCUCUUUCAAACAAAGACAAGAUUUGUCUAGAAGAUGUGAUGAGAGCAAUUCAUUUGAAGUCUUUUGAUUACCGGGUGUUGAAUCUUCUGCUAUAUAAGCUGAGAGGAGAAGAGCUGAAUGAGUUGCAUAUGGACUUCUUGUCAAUUUCAGAAUUCCUGGUGGAAGUAGCAGAUGAUCUGUUCGAUUACGAGGACGAUGUGCUUGAGAACAAUUUCAAUGUAUUACGUAUGUUUGUGGGAAUGUUUGGCUCAUCAAAUGCCCCCACUGAACUGGCGAAGCGGAUAUCUGAAGCUGAAGAGAAGUAUGAAGAGAUAAUGAAAUCCUUGGAUCCACAUUUGUCUUCAAAGUACCAAAGAAGAUGUGAAGAAGCUACUAAAGAAGGUGGGAAAACAUCUGGUCAUUCGCUGGGAACAUGGAACAUACCGGCGGUUAUCUCCGACGAAGAAGCAUACCGAGCUGCUGCUCAACGGUGAAGCCAAAAAAAAAAGACAGUUGUAAUAAAACCGGGAUUUAAGUUAAGGUUGUAUACCGGAGUAAACCGAGGAAUUUUUUUAAUUGUAUCCUUGACCGAGACAAGGAAUAAGUGACGAAAACAUUAUUAGACCGUAGGAUCUUUUCUGACUACAUCUGAACCGUCUAAAGUACAAAUAGGGUAGACGAGUUGUGACCGAAAGUAUCAAAAGGAGACAAAACCCCUUGACUCUUUUAUUAUUGGAUCAUGUAAUAAAAACAUUUUCAGUUU